This is a messenger RNA of Guyanagaster necrorhizus, 1358 nucleotides long. RefSeq lists its product as uncharacterized. Gene Ontology annotation, cellular component: nucleus. The transcript has 5 exons. The record is from RefSeq and is a predicted model, not a curated record. Gene Ontology annotation, molecular function: DNA-binding transcription factor activity, RNA polymerase II-specific; RNA polymerase II cis-regulatory region sequence-specific DNA binding. Lineage: Eukaryota; Fungi; Basidiomycota; Agaricomycetes; Agaricales; Physalacriaceae. Bases 221 to 1180 code for a protein of 319 amino acids. Gene Ontology annotation, biological process: regulation of transcription by RNA polymerase II.
AUAACAUCCACCUAAAAUCGAUAUUGCCGGGCAUGCUGACGACGUUGCUUCGUCGUCGUGUAAGACGAUGGUGUCUGCUACCGCUCGUCGAGGGUCCGUGCGCGACCUAGAUUUCCCACGUCUGCGUCUGACAUAAUAACCCACCGCCCACGUUCUCCUCCGCCCGUGCUCUCCUCGUUGCUCCGAAAGCUUCAGUCCACUCCCUGGUAUUUUGUUUACGAUGGACAUGGAAUCUCAGCAACAGCUCAUGCAGCAGCCUAUGAUGGGUGACCAACAGCAGGAAGGCGCCAUGGACGAGGCCUACUACACAAGCACUGACGAUUCGACGCUGACGGGCGGGCUGCCCAUCAACUUGGAUUCCCUUCGAGACGGCCCGCCUGGCACGAAACCAUUCUACCCGUAUUCGACGCUCAUUCGCUAUGCCAUCAAAGGUUCACCCAAUCAAAAGCUUCUGCUCGAAGACAUUUACUAUGCUAUUGAGUCUCGGUUCCCCUAUUUUCGAACGGCACCGGCUGGGUGGAAGAAUUCUGUUCGCCACAACCUAUCCUUGAAUCCCUGUUUUGAGAAGCUUCCCCGUCCGCUCACCGACCGAGGCAAAGGCUCCUAUUGGGUGGUAAAUGACAGUGUCGACCCCCGGACAGGUGUGCAUCGUGUUCGCAAGAAGAAGACGAAGGGAGCGAAGGCAGGGAGCGGAAACAAGUCAGAUGGCGGUGACGGAGACUACCAGCCACCUUCAGGCUUCGAAGAUCCGAAUGCAUAUGGUACCCCUCCUAUGCCAGGGCCCGACAAUGAUGGCAGUCCCAACAGGGUUCCACCAGCGCCCUUUCCACCGUACCCUGCCCCUUUUGAUCCCAAUUUCCCUAUGAUGGCUGGCAUGCGAUUUCCUAUGCCUAUGCCUAUCUCACCAGACGAGGGUCUUGAGAUGGAUGAGCAUGGUAACAUCAAUUGGCAUCAUGCUUGGUUGAAGGAGAUCGGUCACCUACAGCAAGUUACACAAGAGCAAGAGAAAGCUGGGGCUGACCAGGAAUGGUUCCGGAUGAUGCUCUUCAAGGUUCGGUCCGCGCUGAUGCCUCCCAUGCCUUUGGGGCCGGAUGGAACGCUUCAAAUGCCUCCCCACAUGAUCCCGGCUCAUGCUCCGGAGGACCAAAGUCAGAUUCAGGUAGCGCAACAGGUGCAGUAGGAAGGGAAAGCUCUUCAUUAACAUUUAUUCGUGUUCUCUGUCGCUGUGGAUAUGCUUUCUUUUUUUUUUUUCGCUAUUGUACGCCUAAUUGUUGCGGUUUCUAUGGUACUAUGGAUAGUGGAUUUUAUUGAACUCAAUCGGUAGAGAGACUGAAAUGCCAUGAUUGUGAAGGACUGAC